GGGCUGCUUGAGUUGCUGCACAUUUUUCCCUGAUGUCAGGUAUAGACAUGUGAAAGAGCAGAGAGAGAGAGUGAGAGUCUGUCAGUCUGUUUGAUUCUGGCUCAUGCAAAGAACUUAAAACAUCUCUGAUUAGUGUCCCGGUGUGGUGAGGUCACACCGCCUUUGCCCUCUGGAUAUGGGACUCAUCUGUCUGACAGUUCUUGGGUUUGAAUGAAGGUUUGAUAACAGGGGCUGACCGAGGUGCAAUAAAGUAAAAAAUCAGCUAGAGCCCACCAAAAAGAAUCAACAUGAAUCCCAUUCAGAAAGACAUGGAGCUGCUGAGUAACAGCAUGGCUACUUAUGCCCAUAUAAAAGAAAAUAUGGAGAGCUUUGCACUGCACUUCAUGUUGGGUGUAUGUUUGGGUCUUCUCCUGGCCCUGGUCCUCCUCAUCCUCUGCAUUUCCUGCAGACCACAUUCAAAGACAAAGACACCCUCCUCACCAGAGAAGAGAUGCCUUAAAGAGUCCAGCGGGGAAGAGGAAGACAAAGAGGAGGAGGAAAGUGAGGCUGGAGACAACGAGGACUUAGAAGUCCCGACAGUCACCAUGAGCCCCAUGAGCGAUCAGAGCGAGUGGAACGGGACUAUUAUGAGCGUAAAUGUCUUUACUUCAGCAGAGGAGCUGGAGAGAGCCAGGAGAUUGGAGGAGAGAGAACGUAUCGUCAGGGAGAUCUGGCGGAACGGACAGCCGGAUAUUUUGGUGACUGGCACGGGCACGCUCGGUCGAGUUCACUAUCACUAGUGGCACGAUUUCUCUCAUGGACAACACUUUCUUUUUUUUUUUUUUUAAAUAGAUCUGAAAUGCCAAAGCAGGGCCAUUUCUGACCAUUAUGUCGACCGGAGGGUUGCUGGGGGUGUGGAGGGGCGGCUACUGCAUUAGUGCCACCCUAGCUGUUGGUGCCCUAGGCGACUGCCUAGUUUGCCAAUUCCUACAAAUGGCCCUGUGCCAGACAUGGAUGACAUGGAUGAAAUCUUCCUUUAAAGACUCCAUGAAAUCAAAAUUUGAGUUUUGUGUCUUUAAGUCCACAUAUAUUAGCUUUUUAAGCCAUUUAUGUGCUUGAACAGUGGUGCUCAACUGGUCAAAAAUGGGUCGCAGGUCUGUUCCAAUAGGGACAGGAGGGACUGGACAGUAGGUUAAACAAUGCUACAUGCAAAUAAAAUGAAACUAACAAUACAUGCAUAGUUAGGGUAGUAAAAAGGGCUUAUCAACUAUCAAAACUGAAGAACACAUUCCCAUUUUUUUUUUUUGGUGUUGACAUCAAUAGCUGUGUGUUCAAUCAAAUUCUACAAUAUUUUGACUCUGAUUCAUCCGUCACUUGGUAAAAUGGUUGAUAUUUAUACAAUAUCCGGCCCAGUUUGUUUGGGUUAGGCUGGUAAAUCACAAUCCUACUGUUAUUUGUGCAGUUGUAAAAUUGUAAAUGUUCCAAUUCAGCCUUUGUCAUGUUAAUCAUUUUGCAUGAUGUCCAGAAGCAAUACCAGUUGAGGUACUGUUCUAGAAUACUCUUAAAAGUUGACCAAAAUUAACAUAUCUAGGAGUUAUACACAUUUCAAAUGUAGUCUUCUAAGAAAACAGACUAAAAAAAUUACACUACACUACACUGAUUUUGUCCAAUCAAAUGCUCUCUAGAAUGAGCGUGUCCCAACUAGCAAGUAGUAAUGCAGUGUUCCAUUCUAAGUCAGAUGUGGGAUAUUCCUACUUGAUAUAUCUCCGAUCUCCGACCAUAAAUGUACUGAAUUGCCCGGUGCUCGGAAAAUGACAUUUAAAGAAACAAAACUGUAAUACUCCUUUUAUCUUAACAGGUGUUGGACUGUUUACCAUAUGCGAGAGCAUAAUGGUCAACUUGGAUCAUGUGUCUUUACACCAAUCGUAUAACGGUCCUGACAUCAAUGAACUGCGUUCAGUGUUAAGUAAAUCGGCGUUUGUGGAUAUCAUGGAAAUGAAUGGGUUGAGCCAAAAACCCUGCUGAAAAAAAUUUAUAGAAAGCCUCACAGAAAUUCUAAUGAUUUUAAUGCUAAUUGUAUUGGUUUUAAUGGAAACUAUAAUGGUCCGGGUGGGUCUUUACUGGGAAUGUGUUGGCUUCCAUUGGUGGCUUGUUAGGUCUAGUGUAUACCAUUAGAGACCAAUACAAAUGGAAACCAUUAAAAUCCUAAUGGAAUAUGACUCAAAACACACUAGACUCGUAAUUGUAUUCGUAAUGGAAACCAUUUGAACUUCUAUAGUAUUUUUUAGCAGGGAAAUGAGGUGUUUCUUCACAAAAGUAGUUUAUUUAGCGUACUGAAACAUCUCUGAGAACAGCCUCUGGUCUCCUUGCCAAUGUACCACCGCAUUACGCUUAGUUUUGCUAACCUUGUAGGCUCCCCUUGGUAGGGGUUCUGGAUAAACGAUGCUAUGCAAUGCCAUAACUUGUUCUACAGGUGUAUGAUUAUGAAAAGAGAUGAUAAACGACCAUGUUUUACACACGUAUCUCCACAAAUGUUUGCUAAACAAGUUUUGUUAUCAUGUAAUGUCAUCAUUUUUACUCAUUGAUGAUUUUUAUUUGCUUAAAAGUAAUUGUUUAUCAUAAACUUCAUUCCUCUACAUGGGUGCAGCCAUCACACACCUACAUCUCUGUGAAAUCGGAGUUCAGGAUUUCCGUGCUUGUUUUUGGAAGACCGAUUUCGAGUUUCCGAGUAGGAGGGUGGAAAUUCCGACUUUCCGAGUUGAAUGGAACACUUUUUUGUCUGUGACGUACCUAAGGCCUAUUGGCUUUAUGUUUUAGUUUUUUAAAGGGAAAAGUCCUUAUGUCUCCAAUAUAUCCUGUUUCAACAAAGUUAGGUAUAAGAAAUAUGUCAACACAGGUACAAAAACUGAUUUCAUGAGGUUUUCAAAAAAAGGAUUGGGUCAUUUUUUUUGUGGUUGGGUUUACAAGCACUUGCUUAUUUUGAUUUGAAAAAGUGCUAUGUAUUUGAUGUGUCUGUAUAUACAGUUUAGCAUUUAAAGAAUGUGUUUUGUAUAUAUACGUAUUUUCUAUUAAAAUAAUUCCAAUGA
Molecule: messenger RNA, 3065 nt
Organism: Myxocyprinus asiaticus (Chinese sucker)
Lineage: Eukaryota; Metazoa; Chordata; Actinopteri; Cypriniformes; Catostomidae
Product: protein eva-1 homolog B-like
Exons: 3
Coding region: 288-779 (163 amino acids)
Source: RefSeq, a predicted model, not a curated record